UCCACUUCCAAUCCAUCAACAAUUCAUUACUGCUUUUAGCUUCCAAACGCCAGCUAAUUAAAAAUACUAAGCCAAGCUCCGAGGCCAUCUGACUAAACACAGGAGGGGGUGGAAGAGAGGAGGAGGAGAGAUUAAAAAAAAAAAUAGAGACGCACCGUUUGCUGCGUGUAGAGGGAGAAAUUGUCCUGAAAAAGGUCGCCUAAAAAAAAAUAAUCUCUUUUGACUCUAAUUAUCGAAUUACCACAUGACAGAUCGGCUUGCGCGACAGAGGAUUUUAACCCCUCCUCUGGGACUAUACUCAGAACUCUGUUCCUUUUUCUUAAAACAACACAAAACAGGAAGACAUCACAUCCUUCAGGUCUCCAAGACAGCCCAUUUCAGACGCCCUUCUUCUCCCGUUCCACCGCCCCCCGCCCCGAGCGAAGCUGUUCUCUCCGCUUCCUGCGCCCGCUGCCCGUCCUCCUCCUCCUCACCUUUCUUCUCCUCGGCCUGCUUCAAUCCGCCCUUCCUCACUCCUUCUCCUGCCCCCUCCUCAUCCUCCUGCCCCCUCUUCGUCUCUAAGUUAGUUGGAGAAAUCAAAUCUGUCAAGACGGGCGGAAAAAAUGCCACUUCCAGACUAACAGGCGGAAUCCAGCCCAGAUUUUCAGUCCUUUCUCCUUAUUCUUUCUUCCCUUUCACUAAUUUCCCCCGAUGUUAGCACGUUCCGUCCUGGUACUAGCGGACGCCUGUAGCUUUGCUACAUGGGAUCAUUACUUACUGAUCACGGUGACUCUGAAGUCUGGAACUGAAGGCGGAAUGAGAAGUUGGGAAAACUUUUUUCACUAAUAUUUCUCUCUUUCUUUCUCCCCUCCUCUCAAUCUUCCUCUUCCCCCCCUCUCCUUCUCUCUCUCUCUCUCUUCCCAUCCAUCCUCUUAUUCUCGAUGCUUGUUAAGAGGAAAAAAGAUCUUUGGUGUUUGUGUUGUGAAUGUGAAACAUUAUCAUCCAGCUGUAUAGCGACACUUUUUUUGAGGAGACAAGGAGCCUUUGCCCGGAGGGUGGGGAGCUGCAAUCGCGUUAUUUUGUGAUUAUUUGGCUGAGAUGUGUUAGUUUGGCCUCUUCCUUCUUGAUCAUUUGGUGUUUAAGUAAAAUGAGGCACAAGCUUGUUUGCUGAGUGGAGUGGGAAAUGCCUUUUGAUUUUGCUGGCCUAAGUAAAAACUGAUAAAGGAUUAAAGGGAAUGGUGGACCUGGGCUGUAGGGUGUAAAACCCCUGGGCCGUCCGUCCGUGCCGUGGGGCAGAAAAAGAAGAGGAAGAUUGGAAGAUUUUUUUUUUUUCUUUAAGAGAAAGCCCAGCGGAGCUAAACGAAUGUCCCCUCAUCUCCCAAGGAAAGUUCAUCGGGUUUUUAUUCUAGAGAGCUCGUCUUCAGGAUGUCAGUGAACAUUCCCACGGGAGGAAAAGGUGUGGAUCCAAAUACAGUUGAUGCUUAUGACAGUGGCGAUGAUUGGGAAAUCGGGGUUGGAAAUCUAAUCAUUGAUUUGGACGCCGAUUUGGAGAAGGACAGACAGAAAUUUGAGAUGAAUAAUUCCACCAACAGCACUGGCAGCGGCAAUUCCAAGGACUGUGGAGGUCCGGCCUCCAAUGGGACGGGUGCAGCCGCCGUCUUAGCCGAAGGCCUCAAAUUCGCUUCCGUGCAGCCCUCCGCUCCCCAGGGGAACCCACACAAAGAGACCAGCAAAUCCAAAGCGAAAAGGAGUAAAACUUCUAAGGAUGCGAAUAAAUCUCUGCCCUCGGCCGCGCUGUACGGGAUUCCCGAGAUCAGCAGCGCUGGCAAGCGGCAGGAAGUCCAAGGGCGCCCUGGAGAGGCAGCUGGCAUGAAUUCCGCGCUGGGCCAGAGCGGCGGCGGCGGCGGCGGCGGCGGGGGCGGCGGGGGCGCGGGCGGCGCGGGCCCGGGCACCUCGGCGGCCGGCGCGGGGGCCGGCGCCUGCGGCAAGGGCAAGGACGACAAGCCGGGCAAAAGCCACGGCAGCCGGGGCGCCAAGAGGGAUAAGGAUGCUGCGCGAUCCCGGAAGGACGCCAAGCACGAGCUGCUGCAGGGCCACCCGAACGGCAGCGGCGGCCCGGCCUCCUCCGGGGCUCACCUUUACGGCUUCGCGGCCAAGGGCGGCGCCGGGGGCGCGAGCCCCUUCCACGGCGGCGGAGGCGCGGCCGCCGGGGAGGUCAGCAAGAGCGGCCCGGACCCGGGGCUCCUGGGAGGCUCUGUGCUGGUCAAGAAGGAAGAGGAGGAGGAGGAGAGCCACCGGCGAAUCAAGAAGCUGAAAACUGAGAAGGUUGACCCCCUGUUUACAGUACCGGCUCCACCGCCGCCGAUUGCCAGCAGUCUCGCACCUCAGAUUCUACCCUCCUACUUUUCCCCAUCUUCAUCCAAUAUUGCAGCACCCGUCGAGCAGCUUUUGGUUCGGACUCGGUCAGUGGGUGUCAAUACAUGUGAAGUUGGAGUAGUGACAGAGCCAGAGUGUCUUGGGCCCUGUGAACCUGGGACCAGUGUGAAUUUGGAAGGGAUCGUGUGGCAUGAAACAGAAGAAGGUGUCCUAGUGGUCAAUGUCACGUGGAGGAACAAAACUUACGUGGGAACCCUACUGGACUGCACCAAGCACGACUGGGCGCCCCCCAGGUUUUGUGAAUCGCCAACAAGUGACUUGGAGAUGAGAGGCGGCCGUGGUAGAGGGAAGAGAGCGAGGUCUGCCGCUGCUGCUCCGGGCUCGGAGACCAACUUCACAGAGUCCAGGGGGAUGCAGAGCAAGAACCGAGGGGGCGCCAAUGGGAAAGGGAGGCGUGGCAGCCUCAAUGCUAGCGGACGAAGGACACCCCCAAAUUGUGCCGCUGAGGACAUCAAAGCCAGCCCUUCCUCCACCAACAAGAGGAAAAACAAGCCUCCGAUGGAGCUGGACCUGAACUCCAGCUCCGAGGACUGUAAGCCUGGAAAGAGGGUCCGCACGAACUCCAGGAGCACCCCCACCACCCCUCAGGGCAAACCUGAGGCUACUUUUUUGGACCAAGGCUGCGCCUCUCCUGUGUUAAUCGACUGUCCCCACCCAAACUGCAACAAAAAGUACAAGCACAUCAAUGGCCUGAGGUACCACCAGGCUCAUGCACACUUAGACCCAGAAAACAAGCUGGAGUUCGAGCCUGACGGUGAGGACAAGAUCUCGGACUGCGAAGAGGCCCUGAGCAACGUCGCCCUGGAGUGCAGCGAGCCGAGCACGGGCGUGCCGGGGUACGAUCCGGUGAAGGCGCCUGCCUCCCCCGGGUCUGGGGCCGCACCCGGGACCCCCAAGGGAAAGAGAGAGCUGAUAAGCAAUGGGCCGGGCCCUGCGGUUGGUUCCAAAGCCGGCAAGAACUCGGGCAAAAAGAAGGGCCUCGCCACGGAACUGAACAACCUCCCAGUCAUCUCCAACAUGUCUGCCACGCUAGACAGUUGCUCGGCCGGCGACGCCAGCUUGUCCGUGGAGAUGCCCAAACUGGAAGCCGAGGGCUUGAUCGACAAGAAGAUUCUGGGCGACAAGGAAAAGGGCAAGAAGGCGAGCAACUGCAAAGUGGACAAGAACCUCUCCAAGCUGAAAGGCGCGCGGCCCAUCGCGCCCGCGCCCGCGCCCGCGCCCCCGCAGCUGAUCGCCAUCCCCACGGCGGCCUUCACGCCCGCGGGCUCGGGGCCGCUGCCCGGGCUUCCCCCGCUCUCCGCGCCCGCGGGGCAGGCCACGCCCAGGAGCCCGCCGCUGAAGCCCAUCCAGCCCAAGCCCGCGGCCGCGGGGGAGCCGGCCGCCGUGAGCCCCGCCCUGGCCUCGCUCAAGGACCGGAAGCGGAAGGAGAAGCGGAAGGCCAAGGAGCGCGAGGGCCGGGAGACGCCCAGCGCCAAGCUGGACGCGAAGCUGGAGGACGCGAAGGCGGCGGGCAAGGACCUGGCUGGGCACUUUCUGAAGGAGCACCUGAGUAAGGGGGAAGGGCUGGCCAACGGGCUGUCCGAGGCCCAGGAGAGCCGCAUGGCCAGCAUCAAGGCCGAGGCGGACAAGGUGUACACGUUCACCGACAACGCGCCCAGCCCGUCCAUCGGCAGCGCGGCGCGCGCCGACUGCAGCGCGCUGGUGAACGGGCAGCCGCCGCUGGCCCCGCUGCACGCGCUGCCGCAGAACGGCGCCGACGCGGCCAAGACCAGCAGCCCCGCCUACUCGGACAUCUCGGACGCCGCCGACGACGGCGCCUCGGACAGCAGGUCGGAGGGCGUGAGGUCCAAGGCCAGCUCCCCGUCCGACAUCAUGUCUGCUAAAGACGGGCUGGUCAAAGGACAUGCGUCCACGGCAGCGCAGCCGCCGUCUCAGCUGAAAGAGUGCCACUCUCCCUACUACCAUGGCUACGACCCUUACUACUCUCCCACCUACAUGCACCCCGGACAGGUGGGCAUCCCCUCGGCUGGGAACAGUGGGAGCACUCAGGGCAUGAAGAUCAAGAAGGAGUCGGGGGAAGACGCGGACCAGAAAGACAAGGCGGAGCACUUAGAGCCCAAGAAAGUGGACCAUAACUCGACGGCUCUGCAGCCCCCGCACGCGUCGGUGGUCACGCAGAGGCACCCUGCCCUGGCUCAGUCACUUUACUAUGGCCAGUACGCCUAUGGGCUCUACAUGGACCAGAAGUCUCUGAUGGCCACCAGCCCCGCCUACAGGCAGCAAUACGAGAAGUACUACGAGGACCAGAGGGUGGCCGAGCAGAAAAUGGCCCAGGCGGGGCGAGGAGACUGUGAAAGGAAGACCGAGCUCCCCUUGAAAGAGCCGGGCCAGGAAGACAGUAAGCAGAAAAACAUGCCAUCGGCCACAAUCUCAAAAGCUCCCUCCACCCCGGAGCCUAACAAAACCCAUUGUAAAGUAGGGCCGUCAGUGCCUAAUAAAACUGAGGAGACAGGUAAAUCGCAGCUUCUGUCCAAUCACCAGCAGCACCUUCAGGCCGACAGCUUCAAAGCUAAGCAGAUGGAAAACCACCAGCUUAUUAAGGAGGCUGUAGAAAUGAAAUCUGUCAUGGACUCUAUGAAGCAGACAGGUGUAGACCCAACCUCGAGAUUUAAACAAGAUCCAGACUCAAGGACGUGGCAUCAUUAUGUAUACCAGCCCAAAUAUCUGGAUCAGCAAAAGCCAGAAGAACUUGACAGAGAUAAGAAGCUCAAAGAGGAUAGCCCAAGGAAAACUCCUAAUAAGGACAGCGGUGUGUCCACCCUUCCUGUGUCAUUAACGAGCAUCAAAGAGGAACCCAAAGAGGCCAAGCGUCCAGAUUCUCAGUCAGUGGAGGAAAGCAAGCUGAAAAACGACGACCGAAAGACCCCUGUGCACUGGAAGGACUCCCGGGGAACACGAGGGGCUGUGUCCUCACCCAUGACGCAGCACCAGUCGUACAUCCAGUACCUGCACGCCUACCCUUACCCGCAGGUGUAUGACCCCAGCCACCCCGCCUACCGCGCUGUCUCUCCCGUCCUAAUGCACAGUUACCCUGGAGCCUACCUCUCUCCAGGAUUUCAUUAUCCUGUUUAUGGGAAGAUGUCGGGGAGAGAAGAGACAGAAAAAGUCAAUACCAGUCCCAGCAUCAGCACGAAAACAGCCACAGAGUCCAAAGCCCUGGACCUGCUGCAGCAGCAUGCCAGCCAGUACCGAAGCAAGUCUCCUGCUCCCGUGGAGAAGACUGCCUCCGAGCGGGAACGGGAGGCCGAGCGGGACCGGGAUCGCCACUCCCCCUUUGGCCAGCGACACCUGCACACGCACCACCACACCCACGUGGGCAUGGGCUACCCCCUCAUCCCCGGUCAAUAUGACCCUUUUCAAGGCUUGACCUCUGCUGCUGCCCUUGUUGCCUCUCAGCAGGUGGCUGCCCAGGCCUCGGCCUCAGGAAUGUUUCCUGCACAGAGAAGGUAA
Messenger RNA from Jaculus jaculus (lesser Egyptian jerboa), 5925 nucleotides. RefSeq names its product zinc finger protein 608 (gene Znf608). The transcript has 9 exons. Gene Ontology annotation, biological process: regulation of transcription by RNA polymerase II. The record is from RefSeq and is a predicted model, not a curated record. The coding region runs from base 1405 to 5925 and encodes 1506 amino acids. Gene Ontology annotation, cellular component: nucleus. NCBI's taxonomy places the organism in Eukaryota, Metazoa, Chordata, Mammalia, Rodentia, Dipodidae.